AUGGACUUGACCCCGUCUGACCCGCAGGCCCUCUGGAAGCCCCCCAGGAGGAGAGGGACCUCCCUGCCCCUGAGACCGCUGGUGGAGGAGCGCCGAGGAGCCAGCACCCCGGGUCAUCUGCUGGACUCUAAAAACGACGCCGAACUCAAACGUAACGGCCGGAUCGAAGUGGCGCCUUCGGAGCUUCACUUCAGCGGGUUUGAGCUCGGGAAGAAAUACGUUCAAGUCCUGAAAAUCAUCAACAUCUCAUGUGAAGCCGUGAAUUUUCACAUAAUUCCAACCCAAACGAGAUACUUCCAGACGACGUACACCAGGAAGAAUCGACUCAUCCCGGGCCUCGACCUCACCGUGAAGGUCACAUUCUGUCCCGACAAGUGGCGCCACUUCAACGACUGCAUCCGUGUUCGCUGCAAGGACGAGGACGACGGGUUAGUUCCAAUUCAUGGCUACCCUGUCAUCGACGACCUGCACAUCCCUCCUCGUAUUGACCUGCCGGCUGUCCCGCUUGGACAGAGUUAUUGUCAGGUCAUUCGUAUGAGAAGCAGCUGUCCGGUCGACUUUGAGUUUCAGCUGUUUGUUAUUCAGCAACACGAGGCCUUCUCGCUCCACCCCCUCAAAGGUGUGAUUUCAGCCAGUGGCAAAGCGAAGAUCAGUGUGACCUUUACCCCCCAACAAUACGAGACGUCUCACUUCACCUUCCAGCUGGUCGUUUCACAGUUCAACACCAAGCCGUACCUGUGCACCGUCACCGGGAGCUCCUGGCCUCACUUAGCCCUCAGCCAGCUGGAAGCGAGCCCAGGACUUGCAGGAGACAAAAGACUCCCGCCUAUUGCCAAACGGUCUCCUCGACGUAAAAGCAUUCCACGUUCAAGCAAAGAUGCAGACAAUCUCAAGAAAGAUCAGAGCGACGUUGGCCACCGACCAACGCCUCCAGCGGACAUCUUUACUCAUGCAGGGGUGGCUAAGAUGCUCAUCAAAGACGUGAAUAAACCCUCUUCAAAACACCUGAAGCAAGCCUUACCGAGCGUCAGCACGACGGGACCGCAAAGCCGGCAGAUGAAAGAGGCGCUCUUCGUAAAAAAGCUUCAACAGUUCGAGAAGGAGGAAGAAGCCAGCCGCCUUCGCUGGCAGGUCCGUCUGGGCUCGGACCCCAUGUCUGAAGAAACCCGGCUGCGGACACUGGCAGAAAGAACGUCUCAGCACGAGUGCACGGUCAAAGAAGAAGCUGAGAAAGUGGCCGAGGCCUUCGCUUCCCUAACGACCAAACUCUCCUCGACACGAGUUAUUCGAGACGUCGGACAGCCCCCUGACGGAGUCCCAUCCUUCCAGCGCUACACCAGUAUUUCGUGGGAGCAGAAAGAACUGGCCCUCAAACGGUUUCAGCAGGCGGCUCGCCAGAUAGUGAUCCGGUGUCGCAUGAACCCGAGACUGGCCGCCUUAAAGACACUGACGGACAGCUUGAAGAACCCCCCGCCAGUGCAGAAAGCUGAGACGCCCGUCAUUAAACUUACCAUGGACCCAAUUUUUCCACGGUCUUUUACCAUUGUCUCUGACGAGGCUCCCGAGAAUUUGGAUGAAUUUGAAGUGCCAUUGGAGGUGAAGGUGACGAGACGCGUUCCUUUCUUGAAGCUUGAAGUUCCCCAGCGCUACAAGUUGAUGGGUUACGAACCCGUGUCGUCCUUGGAUGCAUUUGAGAACUACAUCCCUGCAACUCUGGCCAGGCCUCUUCGCUCUGGACCGCCGGAAGAGUUGGAGCCCGUCGACUUGAGAAGAGCGGAGCUGAAAUUAGAAGAUGAAGACAAGUUCUCCUUCAAAGCUCCUGACGCUCUACUGAGACCGUUCCCAGCAAACCCUCUCAGGAUCUUUAACCCAGCCCCGGGUCUUCAAACCUACAAACCAACACCUAAAUACCUCGAGUGCGAUCCAGACUUCCACUUCUGCCCUAUACCCAAGUACAAGUACCCUGAACCCGAGACGAGCACCUCGAGGAGAGUGAGGACAGUUCAGACGUUCCUUGAUCUGGAGGUAAUUUCCUUCCAAGGUUCGUCGACUACAACCCUCAUCUUCUCCCGGUCCUACCCGCUCCUCCUCCCGCCGCCCUUCCACCUCCUGCGGGGAACCCGUAAGAACGCCGUUCACACAGCCGAGCGUCUCCUCGGCUCCCAGGUGAUCCGUGUUUCAACUCUCCACAGGCGCCCACUGGUCCAGCGUGGAGCAGCUCUGGUCUCCCAUAGCAACGCCACCAGGCAGGUCCGCUGCACGAACCCUACCCCCAACCCAGGCCUCCAGCUACGCCCUCCGUCCACCGAGGGUUUCGAGUAUGGAGAGUAUUAUGUGGGCGAUGGGUCCAGGGUUCCUGUCAGAGGCCGGGGCUAG
Molecule: messenger RNA, 2376 nt
Organism: Nematolebias whitei (Rio pearlfish)
Lineage: Eukaryota; Metazoa; Chordata; Actinopteri; Cyprinodontiformes; Rivulidae
Gene: cfap221
Product: cilia and flagella associated protein 221
Exons: 23
Coding region: 1-2376 (791 amino acids)
Biological process (GO): cilium movement; cilium assembly
Cellular component (GO): cilium
Source: RefSeq, a predicted model, not a curated record